Messenger RNA from Boleophthalmus pectinirostris (great blue-spotted mudskipper), 981 nucleotides. RefSeq names its product olfactory receptor 4E1-like. The coding region runs from base 1 to 981 and encodes 326 amino acids. The record is from RefSeq and is a predicted model, not a curated record. Gene Ontology annotation, molecular function: G protein-coupled receptor activity; olfactory receptor activity. Gene Ontology annotation, cellular component: membrane. Gene Ontology annotation, biological process: G protein-coupled receptor signaling pathway. NCBI's taxonomy places the organism in Eukaryota, Metazoa, Chordata, Actinopteri, Gobiiformes, Gobiidae. The transcript is spliced from 2 exons.
AUGGAGAACGCGUCGACGUUCAUGUUUGAACUCUCGGGUUUAAACGAUUCUCUCACAAACCGCGGCGUUUACUUCGGCGUGGCGCUCACGUCGUACGCCGUCACCGUCUUCUUCAACCUGAGCCUGGUGGUGACCAUCGCGUGGGAGAAGACGCUGCAUCAGCCCAUGUACGUGUUCUUAGCAAACAUCUGCAUCAACGGCAUCUGCGGCGCGUCCAGCUUCUACCCCAAGCUCCUGCAGGACCUUCUGAGCGACUCCAGGCACAUGUCCUACACACACUGUCUGCUGCAGAUGUGCGGCAUCUACUGCUACGUCUUCUGCGAGUUCACCAGCCUCACCGUGAUGGCGUUCGACCGCUACGUCGCCAUCUGUCGCCCGCUGCAGUACCGCGGGCUCAUGACGCGCGCCGCCGUCACUCGCCUCGUCGCUCUCACCUGGAGCUUCUCUCUGGUGGAGACCGCGGUCGGGGCCGUCCUCACCUCCCGCCUGCCGCUCUGCGGAAACCGUCUGCCCAAGUUCUUCUGCACAAACUGGGAGGUGGUGAAGCUGUCGUGCGUGGACACCACCGUCAACAACAUCUACGGCUUCCUGCUGGUGGUGUCGCACCUGCUGCAGACGGCGCUCAUCCUGGUGUCGUACGUGGGGCUGGUGAGGGCCGCGCUCAGGUCCCGCGCCGACCGCAGGAAGUUCGCGCAGACGUGUUUGCCCCACCUGGUGGCGCUGCUGAUCUUCGCCUCGUCCAUCUGCUUCGACUCCAUGUUCUCGCGUUACGGCCGCGGCGUUCCCGGGAUGCGCACGCUCAGUAACGCUCUCGCCGCGGAGUUUCUGGUCGUGCCCCCGCUCCUCAACCCCAUCAUCUACGGCAUCAAGAUGCAGCAGAUCCGAGCUCCAAUCAUGCGGCACUUCAGACCCAGAGACGAGCCGCAGAAGGUCAGACUGAGGCUCAGGGACACGGUGAGAGAAACGCGCACGAGGCAGUAG